Molecule: messenger RNA, 6951 nt
Organism: Fonticula alba
Lineage: Eukaryota; Rotosphaerida; Fonticulaceae
Exons: 7
Coding region: 1-6795 (2264 amino acids)
Biological process (GO): ribosome biogenesis
Cellular component (GO): nucleolus
Source: RefSeq, a predicted model, not a curated record
AUGGUGUUUCGCCGCGCGCCCGUGCUACUGCAUCAGAAUUUCAUCGCCGGUCCUCCCGCGGGACACAUCUGGCACUUGUGCUGUCACACCCUUCUGACCUCCCUGCCCCGGGCUUCGGACUCGGUGUCCUGGAAUGGCGGCCGCGCCGGGCGCCUCCGCCGGCGCAGGUCCUCGGUGGGCCUGACCCCGACCGAGCCCGGCGCCUCGCGCGAAGUGUCCACCGUGGACGAAUGCGAUCUCUUCGAGUGGCUGGCCACGACGCUGGUUCGCUUCAGCGGGCCGAAGUCCACCCCGAGCGCCGGCCUGUUCUUCCUGAGUCUGGAAGUGGACACGUGGCGCCUGCUGGGCGACAUGCUGGAGUUCCUGGUGGACUCGCUGCGGGCGCGGCCCAUUCGUGCGCCGCUCCUGCAGGCGGUCUCCUUCGCCAGCCGGUGGAUCGCCUGCCCGAUUGCCGGCGACUACCGGGUGCCCAACCCCGAUGGCUUGGCCGUGCAAGUGGUCCGGGCCCUGCGGCUGCUGCUGCUGCCGCAUGGGCUCCAUGCGCUGGACUUGCAGCGCCGGCGUAAGGCCGCCAUCAGCGAGCUGGUCCUGUCGUCGGCCGACCGGUCGCUGCAUCAUCCGGCGCUGGCGCACCCGGCCCCGGCGAUCGAUUUGCUGCGCGCGCCGUAUGCGGCGGUCUUCCGCCCGGGCGACGUGGCGCACAUUGCCCUGGUGGCAGACCUGACACGGGCGGUGGCCGAGGCCGGGGCCGCGCCCAUCACCCCGGCGGACGGCCUGCUGGGCGAGUGCCCGGCCAGGGCCGAUGCCGUGGAUGGGCCCCUGCCGGCGGCCGCGCGCCUUUGGCAAUUGUGGCGCACGGCCGCCCUGCACCUGUGCCUGCACAGCGAGCUGUCGGCUGUCAGCUCGCUGAGUGACAGCGGCGCCCAGGGCGACGGUGCCAGCGGCGCGGCGGCCGGCAUUCGCCGGUCCUUCGCGGCCAUCUGCGACGACCUGCUCGCCCCUCUUGCCGGGGUCAUGACUUCGACCGACACGGCUCCGGUGGACGCGGGCCUGGCCCGGCGCGUGCUGGCCAGCACGCUCUUCCACCCGGACCAUCUGUUUGAAUUUGCCUCCAGCUGGCUGUGGGGCCUGGGCCUGACGGCCGGCGGCCUGGCCGGGCACACGCACCAGGAGGCGGCCAAGCUGGCGGCCGGCACCGCGCCGGCCCCCGCCGAGGGGGAUCCCGCGGCCGGGAAGAAGCGCGGCCGCGGCAAGGCCGCCGCCGACGCCGGCGCCGGUGCCGGUGCCGGUGCCCCGGCCGGGGAGGCCUCCAUCGCCGGGACGGCCGUCCGGCUGCCGCCGGUCCGGAGCUACCCCCGGCGUCUGUUUGAGAUGCUCUACACCGGGCUGUACCCCGGGCUGCUGGCCGGGGGCGAUGGGGCCGCGACGAUGGCGGCGGUCAGCCUGCUGGGGGUGCUGCCGGUCCUGCUGACGGACUUCACCCUGGCCGUGGGGCGGCGCUUGGCGCGCAGCGACCCCGGGCCUGGCGCCGGCGGCCGGGACAAGGCCGCGAGCGAGCACGCCUCGCCGGCCGAUGCCACGGCCACCUCGGCCGCCGAGGAUGACGCCAUCGCCAUGUCCUUCAAUUUCUUCCGCGAACUGGCGGCGCUCGUGGUGCCGCUGGUGGUGCUGGGGCUGGACCGGCCGGUGGCCGCCGGCCAGGCCGAAGCACAGACGGUCGGCUGCGCGGCCCUGGUGACCCUGGCCCAGCUGCUGGCCAUCGCGGCCGGCGAGCUGGACCUGUCGCCCGGGCGCCGGGUGACGGCCAUGGCGAUGGCCGCCGGGCCGCUGCUGCUGGGCCCGGAGGCCGGCCCGGCGGCGGUGCUGGAUGGCGACACGGCCUGCUGGCUCGCCGGGGCCGGUCGGGCGUCGGGCGCCGAUUCGAGCUCGGCCCCGCUGGCCGCCACCACGGCGGCCCUCGGCCAGCUGCUGGAUCUGGGCGCCGACCGGGUGGCGGUGUCGGCGUCGCCGAGUGCCACGGCCUUCGGCCUGCGGCCGAUGGCCAAUGACGACCGGUCGCGCCGGCAGUCGGCCACACUGGCGGCCCUGGCCCGGCUGAGCCUGGGCCUGUGCCUGGGGUUCCGGGAGGUGGCCAUGGUGGCCGGGGCCUGGGCCACCGGCGGCCAUGCGCUGCUGGGGCGUUUGGUGGCCGACCCGAUGGGCGCGGUGCCGGGCUCGGGGCUGUCGCGUGCCGGCCGGGACUCCGGCGCGCAGCAGGCCCAGCUGGCGGCCGAGAGCGUGGCACACGCGGUGUGGGCGGCGCCCCUGGCCGCGGCAUCGACGGCGGAGCCGGCCCCGGGGGCCGGGGCGAUGAUGGGCGGCGCGUCGCCGGCCCUGGCCACCGCUGCGCUGGUGUGCCUGACUUCGCUGGUGCGCAUGGACUACGGGCUGCUGGACCGGCACCUGGUGCAGGUGUGGCAGGCCUGCCUGCCGGGCUUCCGGCGGCUGGACGAUGUGACGGCCACGGCCGGCAGCCCGUCGGCCCUGCGACGCGGCGCCACGCGGCUCAGCUGCCGGCUGGUGGAGACCUACUCGCGGCUGUCGCUGCUGGACCGGUGCCUGCGGGCCCUGUGGCGCGGGCUGCUGCUGGCGGCCGCGAGUGCCCGGCAGCCGGGCGCGGGUGUGGCCUCGCCGCCGGUGCUGCCGGGGCCGGUGCUCGCGGCCCUGACCGAGGGCGUGGCGCACAUCCAGCACCCGGGCCCGGCGUUGGCGGUUGUGGUAGCCGGACUGGUGGAGCCGCUGGUCGAGUGUGCGACCGGCGGCCCGGGGCCCGGGGCCGUGGCCUGCCCCUCGCACCGGUGGCUGGUGCUGGCCGUGGCUCGGCAAUUGGCCGACACCCUGGCCGGGCGCCUGGGCGGCGGUGUGGAUGUCCUGACGCAGCCGGUGGCCGAGGUGUUCAUCGGCCAGAGCGCCUGGCCGGCCGAGGAUCUGGCCCGGGUGCGUGCCGGGCUGGGCCUGGAGCGUGGGGCCCCGGUCACUGGGGCCCUGCUCCUGUCGCAAAUUGGCCCGCUGGUGGCCGGGCUGUGGCCGGCUGCGGCGUCCCCGGCGCCGGACCUGGCCGCCGGCCCGGCCGGGGCCCCGCUCGAUGUCGCUGGGCGGCUGGCCGUGGAGGCCGGGCUGCUGACCCUGAGCCUGGCCCGGCUGAGCCCGGCCGCCCUGGUCGGCACGCUGGCGGCCAUGCCGGCCGGGCCGGAGAUGGCGGUCGGCCAGCUGGUGGCCCUGGCGCGUGGGCUGGCCACGCGGGUGGACGCCUGUGGCCCGGCGGUGUAUGCCACCUGGCCGGAGGUCGCCUCGACCGCCGGCCCCGAUGGCCCGUCGGCCGGCAAGUCCAGCGGCAAGUCCGGCUCGCGGGCCGUGCCCAAGGACAUGUCGCUGCUGGCCGGCCGUCGGGCGCUGGCCGGCGACCUGGGCCAGCUGGCGGCCCUGCUGCCGGCCCUGCUGGGGCUGCUGCAUGCGGCCUCGGUCCAGGGCCUGGACGCCGGGCAGCCGGUGGUGCUGGACACCCCGCGGCCGUGGGACUUGGGCUCCGGGUGCCCGGACCUGCCGGUCGGUCGGGCCACCCUGCUCCGGUGCCUGGAGGCGGUGGUCCAUGCGACCGGGGCCGCCUGCCGGCUGGCCGUGGCCGAGCAGGACCUGGCCCACUUUGGCGGGGCCCCGGCCGGCGGGCAUGGCCAUGAUGAGGGUGCCGCCGGCGCUGCGCAGGGCGCCGGGCUGGCCGGCUGGCCGGAGCCCAGCCUGGCGGUCAUGCGUCUGGUGGCCGAGUGCGGGCCGCUGCUGGGCCGGCACUUUGACUGGGCGGCGGCCUGGAGCCCGGGCCCGGCGCGGGAGCUGGCCGAAGACUUCCUGGCACAGCUGAUGCUGGCGGCCGGGGUGGAAUCGGCCGCGCCCCUGGCGGCCGGCGAUCGCCCGGUGCUGGGGGAUCUCCUGCGCAAUGCCCUGUGGUUCGAGUCGGGGCUGCUGCAUUCGGGCCCGGUGCUGGCGGCCGCGUCGCGCCGGUGUCUGCUGCAGGCGGUCCCGGUGCCGGUGCCGGGGGCCAGCACGGCGGUGCUCCUGCGGCCGGAUCCGGCCGGCCCGCUCGGGGCCCUGGGCGCCAUCGACCGCGAUGCCCCGGCCAUGGGGGCCCUGCUGGGGCAUUUGGCCCCCGGCCGGGCGCUCUUCCUGUCGGCCGGUAGCCGGCCGGUGCGCCGCUCGGCCCGGCUGCAGGGGGGCCACCAUGUGUCGACCGACGACCAGGCCCUCGGGUCGCUGCUGCUGCCGGAGGCGGGACCGGCGGAUGCGGGCGCCGCGGCGGCGGCCCUGUGCCGGCGGUCGCUGGCCGGGCCGCUGAGCUACUGGAGCCUGCUGCCUCCGGGCGCGGCGCCGGCCGAGUGGCUGCUGGCCGCGGCGGCCACCCUGCUGCAUGCCCUGUACUGGGCGGCGGCCGAGGCGGCGCAACGCGCGGCGGGUGUCGCGCAGCCGGCCUCGGCCGCCACGGUGGCCGUGCAGGCGCUCCUGCGCCGGGGGUUCUCCCUGGCCGGGCGACUGCUGGCGUGGGCCACGGCUGGCAGUGUGGCCGCCGGGGCCCAGCGCGCCGCGGCCGGGGCCACGCGCUCGGCCGACCACCUGUCCCCGGGGCUGGCGCUGGCCCUGCUCCGGGGCCCGUUGGCCCGGUGGGCCGAGUUGCUGGGCUCCGGGGCCGAGCUGCCGGCCGACUGGCAUGCGGCGCUGGACCCCUGCCGGCUGGUGCGGGCGCUGGCCAUGCUGGCGGUGGACGAUGCGGCCGGUGGCCUGUCGGACCUGCUGGCCCACUGCCUGGUGGCCGGCACCACCGGCCGGUCGGCGCACGAGGAGCCCUGCCACGAGGGCAGGGCUUGCGUGUGCGCCGGGCGCCUGCGCAUGGACACGGCGCGGCUGCGCGCGGCUGCCCACUGCCUGGAGGGCGUGGUGCUGCGGCUGCGGCAAUCGACCGGCGCGACCACCGGCAAGCGUGGCCGCCGGUCGGCCCUGGCCCUGGACCCGGCGGUGGCCGGGCGCCUGGGUGCCAUCGAGCGCCUGGCCGUGGACAUGGUGGCCACGCUGGCCACCCGGGGCCUGUGGGACGCGGCGUCCGAGGCCGGGCCCCCGGUGUGGGAGCUCCUGGCGGCGCGUGGCCUGGCCGGGCUGCGCCUGCUGCAGGUGUGCCUGCGAGUGCAGAGCGCCCGCACACAGGGCCAUCUGACCUUCGGCCCUACCGGGGAGGACUCGCCCGCAAAGGGCACCCUGAGUGGCGACGUCCUGGCCGGGGCCAUUCGCGCGGCCAUGGCCGACACCCCGUGGCUCGGGGCGGCCGGGGCCGGCGGUCCCCGAGGCGCGGGCCAGGCCUUCGGCCUGGUGGCGCAGCUGGCCCAGCUGGUGGGCGAGCAGGGCUCCCUCGUGGGCCUGCACACGGCGGACCUGCUGGCGGCCGUGACCAUGGUGACGCGGAUGGACGCCAACCGGGCGGUGACCGGCUCCAGCGACGAGGCCGAGGAGUCGGUGGCCCAGACGCUGGCCCGGCAGCUGGCGGCGCCUCUGCGGUACAUCGGUGCCGGGGGUUUCCCGGCGGCCGGGCAGCAGGUGGUGGCCGCGCUGGCCGCCGCGUCCCAGGGCCCCGGGGCCAUGACCCUCGGGGCGGGGCUGUCGGCCCUGGCGCAGGCGGUGCUGGAGCUGUCGGCCGGCGGGGGCCCCGGGCAGGAGGCGGCCGUGGUGCAGGAAGCCCGGCGGGCCUCCUUCCUGGUGAUGGGCCACGCGGCGGUGGGCCUGGCCAAUGCGGCGCACAUCGACGUGGCCAGCCGCUGGGCCCGGCUGCUGUCGCGGUCGCUGCUGCUGUCGAUGCAGCACCGGCCGCAGAAUGUGGCAGCCAUGCUGGCGGCCCUUCAGCGGCUGGCCGGGCGCCGGCCGAUGCGUGCGGCCGCCGAGCUCGGCGGUGCCCAGCACGCGCUGGCGGCCCUCGGCGCGCAGCAGCCGCCGCCCAUGGCCGACGAUGAUGGCCAAUCGCCGUGGUCGCGGGCGCACGCGCUGCCCCCUGCCGGGGUGGUGUCCGUGUCCGGCCCGGCUACCCUCUGCCCGGAGGCCGAUGUGCUGCUGGUGCCGCACGGGCUGCCGGAGUACCGGGCCUCCUGCCAGCGCCUGCACACGGCCCUCUUCGAUCUGCAUCUGAACUUGAUCCGCCACGCGCGCCAGGCGCUGACGGAUCUGGCGGCGCUCUAUGUGCCGUGUCUGCGAGCCUUCAUGGUGACGUACCUGCUGCCGACGAUGGCCGAGGCGGUCCCGCUGGGCUUCUACUCGGUGCUGGUCCCCUGGUCGCUGGGUCUGGCACACGAUGUGUUCCCGGUGGCCGGGGCGAUGGCGCGCGUGGCGCCGGCGAUGCCGGGGUCCCCGGUCGCCGGCGGGCCGGCCCUUCCCCAGGCACAUGCCCUGCGCGAUGUGUCCCAGGUGCUGGAGCAGUUUGCCGAGCUGGGCCGGCAGGUGGACAAGUAUGCCGUCAGCCUGGUGGUGGAUUACAUCCGGUGCGUGGAGGCCACGGCCGCCGGGCAGCACAUCCGCCGCGCGGUGCAGAUGGGCCUGCAUGCGGUGCUGGCCCUGUGUGUCAGUCCCCCGACGAAGGGCAGGAAGUCCCAUAGCAGCGUGGUCUCCCGAGCCGAGAAGGAGUCCGCCCUGCAGCAGGCCAUGCUGACCCUCGGCCAGGCGGGCCGUCUGCUCCUGAAGACCCUCCGCCGGGAGCACCUCAUCUGGCACCAGUACUCCGGUCGGGUGUGAGUGUCUAGAGGAGGGGGGGUGUGCCGGGCGGGCAGGGCCGGCGAGGCGCCCGGGGCGCCGGGCGCAUGGGAAAAAAAAAAUGCCCAAGCCAACAGCCGGCCGCAUACCUGACGGGGCUGUCUCCCGCACACACCUUUUCCCUCUCUCCCUCCCUCU